Molecule: messenger RNA, 1162 nt
Organism: Musa acuminata subsp. malaccensis (wild Malaysian banana)
Lineage: Eukaryota; Viridiplantae; Streptophyta; Magnoliopsida; Zingiberales; Musaceae
Biological process (GO): vesicle fusion with Golgi apparatus; endoplasmic reticulum to Golgi vesicle-mediated transport
Cellular component (GO): trans-Golgi network; membrane
Source: RefSeq, a predicted model, not a curated record
GACACUCUGCGAGGCACAACCCAACUCGCCGUGCUUACCGAGUCCUGACUCAGCAUCUCGACUCGGAUCGCCGUGAUGGCCAAGGAGUUCUCCGUUCCGCCGGUGGUCUUCCCCUCGUCGGCCGGGAAUCCCAACGUCCCCCACCAGCGUCGCGCGCCGGGGACGGCCCCGCAGCCCUUCCAGCCGCCUCGCCCCUCGAACCCCGGCCCCGCCAACCCUCCCCUCCCCUUCAUGUCCUUCGACAUCGGAUCCGCCCCGGCCUCCUCCUCCUUCUCCGCCCCCGUCUUCUCCUCUGCCUCCGUCCCCGGCUCCUUCGAGGACGAGCCGCCCCUCCUCGAGGAGCUCGGCAUCAACACCCGCCAGAUCUGGCGCAAGACCGUCUCGAUCCUGAACCCCUUUCGCGUGAGCCCUAGUCUCCACGAGGACGCCGACCUCUCCGGACCCUUCCUCUUCCUCAUGGCAUUCGGGCUCUUCCAGCUUCUCGCCGGAAAGUUCCACUUCGGGAUCAUCUUGGGUUGGGUCACCGUCGCCACCCUCUUUCUCUACGUGGUCUUCAAUAUGCUCGCGGGACGCAACGGGAACUUGGAUCUGUACCUGUGCUUGAGCCUGAUUGGGUACUGUAUGCUGCCGAUGGUGAUCUUCUCGGCUCUGUCCCUUCUUGUGCCCCACGACGGCGUUGUGAUCUUUCUGUUGGCGGCGGUGUUUGUGCUGUGGUCAACGAGAGUGUGCACGGGGUUUCUGGUGGAGUUGGCAUCGUGCGGAGAUGAGCACCGUGGUCUCAUCGCCUACGCUUGUUGGCUCGUGUACAUGCUUUUCUCGCUGCUCAUUAUAUUCUGAUUCUUGAAUCUGAGCUCAAGAAAUGACACUUUCAAAGAUCAUUUGCAGCAAUUACCAUGAUAAGUGGUGGAAGAGUGGCAGAUUCCAUGUACAAAGGUGCGCAUACCGGAUGAAUACGUAACGUUGUGGCUCUAUGUGCCAGGACUUAAGAGGAUUCCUCAUGUUGAAUUGCAAAUACAUGUCAAGCACGUCUUUUGGAGUUUAUGUCCUAUAACCAUUUGUUGAGUUGACCACUAGAUAGUCAAUUCAUUAGUGAGGGGCAGGACUUGUUAUCUUAAUCUUGUAUUUGUUGUGGAAGGAAAAUUGUGCUUUUUUUUUCUUUUAU